AACAGGAAGCGAGAAGGUCACUCUAACGAAAUUACUCAAAAAUAUAUUUUUAUAUACAGCGAGACAAGUUUAUUUUUCAUAAAACAAUUGCAAUCAACAGCACACUAAAGUUGCUGUAUUGAAAAGUGUGUAAGGUUGAAGAGGCGGAAGUCGCGGCGGGUGGUAGAAACCCAGACAGCUGACAGAGCGCACGCUAUGACGCACACACGUCACUGAUGGCGGACCGCUCAGUCCCCAGACCCACACGCGGAGGGACAAACGGGACAAAGUCACCGAGACACACUCUCAACAACCCUGGUCACUGAAUCCCUGCCAAAGCAAACCGUUCUGGGCAAAAAAAAGUAGUUAGUAGUAUGUGGGACGGGACCGGAUCGACGAGCACUGAGCGGGACCGCGGAGCCGAGGAAGUCGAGUGAAGCGAGCGGGACGCGUCCGGCUGACGCACCGCAUGUUGAGCCAGCACGUUGACGGGCAGAAGAAGGAACUAAUUCCCCUUAAAGUGAACUCUUGUUGGCGAAACUAUGAAAUUCGCCGAGCACCUUUCGUCCCACAUCACCCCUGAGUGGAGGAAACAGUACCUUCAAUAUGAGGCAUUCAAAGAUAUGCUGUACGCUGCCCAGGACCAAGCUCCAUCUACUGAAGUCACCGAUGAAGACACUGUGAAAAGAUACUACGCGAAAUUUGAGGAGAGGUUCUUCCAGACCUGUGAGAAGGAGCUUUUGAAAAUCAACACUUUUUAUUCAGAAAAGCUCGCUGAAGCUCAGAGGCGUUUUGCCACUCUGCAGAAUGAGCUGCAGUCUUCACUGGACGCCCAGCGCGAGAGCAACGCUCCGCCGGGGCUGCGCAAACGCAAGACCGUGUUCCACCUGUCGCAGGAAGAACGCUGCAAGCACCACAACAUCAAGGACCUUAAGCUCGCCUUCAGUGAGUUCUACCUGAGCCUAAUCCUGCUGCAGAACUACCAGAAUCUGAACUUCACCGGUUUCCGCAAGAUCCUGAAGAAACAUGACAAGGUCCUGGAUACCUCUCGCGGGGCCGACUGGCGUGUGGCUCAGGUGGAGGUGGCACCAUUCUACACCUGCAAGAAGAUCACGCAUCUCAUCAGUGAGACCGAGACGUUGGUCACCACAGAGCUGGAAGGAGGAGAUCGUCAGCGGGCGAUGAAGAGGUUGAGAGUUCCUCCGCUGGGAGCCGCUCAGCCUGCGUUGGCAUGGACAACCUUUCGUGUGGGUCUGUACUGCGGCAUCUUCAUCAUCCUCGCCGUCGCCUUCACCCUCACUGGCGCGGUGUUCAUCCGCUAUGAAAAUGUGUGGCCUCUGGUGCGGAUUUACCGGGGCGGCUUUCUCCUAAUCCAGUUCCUGUUCCUGUUGGGCAUUAACACGUAUGGUUGGAGACAAGCGGGUGUCAACCACGUGCUCAUCUUUGAGAUCAAUCCGCGAAACAACCUCUCUCACCAACACCUGUUUGAGAUCGCUGGUUUCCUCGGCGUGUUGUGGUGUCUCAGCAUCCUUUCGUGUCUCUACUCGGAGUACCUCUACCUUCCCAUGCAGAUCAACCCCCUCAUCCUCUAUGGCUUCAUGUUGCUCUUCCUCAUCAACCCCUUCAAAACCUGCUACUACAAGUCACGUUUUUGGCUCCUCAAGCUGCUGUUCCGAGUGUUCACGGCGCCAUUUCACCGCGUGGAGUUCGCAGACUUCUGGCUGGCCGACCAGCUCAACUCCCUGGUGGUGGUCCUGAUGGACAUGGAGUAUCUCAUCUGCUUCUACAUCUUUGAGCUACAGUGGAGCAACAGCAAGGGCUUGUUGCCCAAAACAAACGACGCCGGAAACUUUGUCUGCCACAGCUACUCGUACGGCCUGCGUGCCAUCAUUCAGUGUCUGCCCGCCUGGCUGCGCUUCAUCCAGUGCCUCAGGCGUUACCGGGACACCAAGAGGGCCUUCCCCCACCUUGUGAAUGCUGGGAAAUAUUCCACCACCUUCUUCGUGGUCACCUUUGCUGCGCUGUAUGCCACACACAGAGAGCAAGGCCACACAGAUGCAGACAUGUUCUUCUACCUGCUGGUCGUCUUCUCCUCUAUAAGCUCCUUGUACACACUGAUCUGGGAUCUGCGUAUGGACUGGGGUCUGUUUGACCGUGGAGCUGGAGAGAACACCUUCCUUAGAGAAGAGAUUGUUUACCCACAUAAGGCCUACUACUACUGUGCCAUCAUAGAAGAUGUCAUCCUGCGUUUUGCCUGGACCAUCCAGAUUUCUCUGACCACGAUGACCAAGAUUCACUCAGUGGGUGACAUUGUGGCCACUGUGCUCGCUCCACUGGAGGUCUUCAGGCGCUUUGUGUGGAACUUCUUCCGUCUGGAGAACGAACACCUGAACAACUGCGGUGAGUUCCGUGCGGUGAGAGAUAUUUCCGUGGCACCGCUCAACGCCGACGACCAGACGCUGCUGGAGCAGAUGAUGGACCACGACGACGGAGUCAGGAAUCGUUCUGGCAAGAAGAUGUGGAAGAGGUCCUACAGCCUCUCGCUGCGGCGCCCUCUACUGUCCGCCUCGCAAUCCAAAAAGGACACAAAGGUUCUAAUUGAAGAUACGGAUGAUGAGGCAUUCAGCUGAAUCCCCAACACGCAUGCACGUACACACACACACACACACGCACGCACGCACACAGACACACACACACACUUACAUACCUACGCACACACAAACCUGCACACAAUACUUACGUUGAUCUUCUUUACCAUCUCUAACGUUCAGUCCAAACCAGGGGACCCCAGACUACGGCCCGCGGAAACGAGCCGCCAGUGUCCAAAAUCCGGCCCGCGGGAGUUAAAAAAAAAAAAAAAAAAAUUUUUUUUUUUAAAUAUUUUGUCCUAAAAUCUGGCUUUUCUAAUCCAUUUUCUACCGCUUGUUACUCUCGGUGUCUCCUAGCCACUCAGGCAAAUAGUAUUGUCUAAAAAUGCAUUUUCCCAUCGAUAAGUUCACAUAAUUUAACUCAAUGCGGCCCCCGAGUCAAAAAGUUUGGGGACCUCUGGUCUAAGCGUUCAGAAACUAUCGCUGUGCAAGAAAAAAAAAGUAUGUAUUUAAAGAAUGUAUUUCAAAAAUAUAUUUCUUUUUUUUUAAAACCUUUUUUUUUUAUUGAGAAAACAAAGGCGAAGAAAAGAAUGUAUGUCCAAAUUGUGUAAGUUUGCUAUUUCAUGCGAAAAAGAGGAUGGUUAAGAGAAUGGUCCAAACAUAUUUUAAUUUACUGUAACACAAUUUAAAAACAUUAAAUUAAACUAAUGUUUUUCCACGUGUUUUGGAAAUUUAAAAACAAAACAAAACAAAAAAACAUUCUAUCACCAAUUAGCUCCACUUUUUAUUAGAAAUCAUUCUAAUAAUGGCAAAAAAAAUUGAUGAAUGUAUCGCCGACUUUUUUUAUUUUAAUAAUUUUUUUGUAAAUCAUGUUUUUUUUUUUUUAACCUUCCUCUUGUUACCAUCUCUUAUGUGAACGGGUCGGUUUUGGCCCAUGUCUUAAAUCAGCUGUAAAUUACACUAAAAACUAUUUGUUUCUCAUCUCUUGGUUACCUUGUUAGGCUUCCUUAUCCAUGAAAAUAUUGGUUUUAAUAUUUUUGGUGUGGGCCAUCGGGCCUUUUUUUUUGUCACUAUACCCCUCGAUUUCAAUUUUAAAAAUGGUAAAAUGAACCUUAAGAGAAUCGUAUAAAUAAAUAAAAUGUUGUGUUACCUGACUAUUACUGAGGGGUACUAGGACACAUCUCUUAAAUAAAUUAGUUUUAUUAAUUUUUUCAUUUUAAUAAUGUUAUACUGAAUUGACCUCACUUGUUUGUUUUUGUACUGGAAAACAAGGUAAAAUGAGAAUCCCCUAAAGCUCACAUGAUUGGGAGAGGAGCUGGCUGUCAGUGUGUUCGGUUUUGGUUCUAAUUAUUGCUUGAUAAUCUUAUGUUUAUAACUGGGUGGAAACCGACCCUAACAUCACCAAGGUCAUAAGUUUAACCAGAACAUUUUAUGAUUUAGUGGAAAAAAAAAAAAAAAAAAAAAGUUUUGUUUUGUUGAAAUAGAGGUCCCUGAAAAAAUCAAAAAGCCUUAAUGCAAAAAAAUAAAUUUAUGUGCUUCUUUCAUGCAUUUAAAAACUAAAACGGGUCGAUGCCGACCCUAACACAAGACGAAGGUUAAACGAUGUCUCUUAAUAAAUAGAUUUUCAUUGCACAGCGACAUAACCAGUGAGCCUUCGUGUCCCCCUUAAAUUAACACACACACACAUACACACACACACACACACACACACACACACACACGCACACACACACACACACGUCAUGAUGUGGACAUCCAGACAAAAUGAAGCACAAACAUUGUAUCACACAGUACAAGACACAACACACAACAACAAACCGCACUGCCACUGAUCAUCUUCCGUUUGUUCUCUCACUCUCUUUUAGAGUUGCCAUUGAAUUUAACGUUUGCUUUUAUUUAGCAGCGAGCUGCGUCGACGACUGUUUACAUACCCUUUGGACUCCUGCAGGAUCCAAGGGGACCAAAGACUUGUAACAAAUACUCAGCAGAGACCUGAAGAAGGACUCUUUAACACGCGGCAUAUCAAGAACAAAUCAACUGGUUUGACCUCUGAUUAUUUUCUACUCCUUCCUUUGUGUUGCUUUUAUUCAAUUGACCUUUUUCUAAGCCAUACCGUGCUGUCACGACAAUGCUGUGGAGGCACUUGCAGGAAAAGUGCAUUUAAUAUACAAAGUAGUUGUACACGACAAGGGAUGUUUUUGACACCAAUGUAAUAUAAUUGGACAUAACACUUUGAUGUGCGUUAAUACUGUACUGUUUUUGUCACGUGUUGUUUCUACUCGUAAGACCACACAAAGAUGUGUUUUCUAAUGUUUUUGGACACAUUUAUACUCUAUUUCUUCUGAUUUGUGCAAAAUGAAUGGCUGUGCUAUCUUUAA
Messenger RNA from Nerophis ophidion (straightnose pipefish), 4945 nucleotides. It is a transcript of the gene xpr1a, whose product is annotated as xenotropic and polytropic retrovirus receptor 1a. The transcript has 15 exons. Bases 522 to 2609 code for a protein of 695 amino acids. NCBI's taxonomy places the organism in Eukaryota, Metazoa, Chordata, Actinopteri, Syngnathiformes, Syngnathidae. Gene Ontology annotation, cellular component: Golgi apparatus; plasma membrane; cytoplasm. Gene Ontology annotation, biological process: cellular response to phosphate starvation; phosphate ion transport. The record is from RefSeq and is a predicted model, not a curated record. Gene Ontology annotation, molecular function: inositol hexakisphosphate binding.